GUCGCACAGGGGCUCUCUGUUUGCCUUCACCUUCGAAUAUCAUUUUCGUUCCUUCUUCCUUCUUCCUUCUUCCAUUUCCAUUCUUGCCUCUUCAAUCUUUAAACCUCCAAUCCCAGAGCCGAUAUGUGUUACCACCAGAUUUUCAUCAUUGCGCAUAUCAAUGAUCGCUAUCGUUGCCUCGCGAAAGCAGUAUUCUUCGAACCGUGGCCAUACGGUAUUUCAGUACCUUCAAGAUGCGGACGUCUCAUCUCGCUUUUCGAAUCUUCGUCAAACGCGUUGGCGAUAUCUUCAGAGCUUAGCUACGCCAAAACGCUACCACCGUCAUUUUGGGAGGACAAGGAGUCGGACCAGGAGUCGGACCAGGAGUCGGACAAGGAGGGAGACGAUGACCCUGCCGCCAAAAUUGAAUACCCCGAGCAUCCCUUCUCAUACAUCGAGACUUGCCUUACUGUUGGGGCAUCGUGGGAUCCCAUGAAACGCCUAUACAACGAGGUCGAUGUAAGUGGCACACGUGAUACCAAGUCCAAUUACAUGGCACGGGUCUUCGACCAUGAGGGAAAUACGAUUCUCGAUAUCACCAAUCUUCAGCGAGUGCGUUACGCGUUUGAGAAAUUCUUAAGCAGACGAGAUCUGCUAAAAAGCCCUUGCACGGCUUCUGAAUACCUUCAGCAUUACAACUACGCCCGAAAGAAGAAAAUAUCCGACGAUCUUCAAGCAGAAUACGACCUUGCUUGUAGCGCAUGUCUAGAUCAUGAUCUAUUGGAUAUUACGACAAUCAUCAGCGUCUGGCCAAAUUCACCAUUUAUGGCUGUGGCCCCCACUGUAAAUGACGAGGGUGAUGUUAAGAGUGGUGAGAUUGCCAUGCCUCAAUAUGAUGCAUUUGCUUAUUUCUACAAGGCUCUCCAGACACACAUAAAAAAACGGUAAGUGGCCAACCAGCAACACUCAAAAAAGCUUCAAUGGAUAAAAUCUUUGAUGAACUGCUUAUUUGUUCUCAUGAAGAGUUCAAAGGCACGUUGAAAGUAAGUCAUCUACCACCUAUCUUCCAUGUGCCUUGUGACACCUUCCUUAUUUCAUAAAACAAAACAGAAAGAUUCAGCUAAUGAUAACGUGAUUGGCAAUAGACUGCCACGCUUUUAUCGGAUUUCUGGCCAAUAGUGAAAUCCAAACUUUUCAACAACCCUGUUCUCUUUCACCUCGGACCCGACAAAGGUUUCGGCGCUGUUAGGCUUCUUGUACACGCCCAUGAACACGAAAAAACUAUUGAUCUGUGUCCUUACCAAUUGACGGAAGAUCAAUUGGAAUACUUUCUAAUCUCCGGUCCGACGAGUUUGCCAAAUUUGAAAGUUUUAAACCUAUCUGGGAGCCGUCAUUUGACUGAGGGACUGCUGAGAAAGAUAAUUUUCAACCACAAAAGUUUGACCACAUUGUAUCUCCUGAAUACUCCACAUAUUCCACUAAAGGCAAAACUCAGCAUUCUAAGAGGAUCCAGAAUUACAGAGUUCUCGGAUACUGAGAUGCUCAGUUUUGCUUUCAUUGGUGUACCGGAACCGGAAAUUGGCUCUGACUUUGACUUUGACCCCAAGGAUGAAAAAAACAUUGUCGGUGGCGCACAAAAACAAGCAGUCCAAAACGGCGAGAGAAGACAAGAAGAAACGAGACAUUCGCGAAAACCUCCUUCUCUCAGUCACAUGCCACUUCCAGUAUCGCAGAUCAUGCUCGUUGGGCUUGAAGUCUGUAAGGGAGGCGUUGUUGACAUAAAUAAAAUACGCCUUCGAAAUUACGACCCGAUUUAUGCAUUCCCAUUCAACUUGAACGGGCUCAAUCGGUCUCUUUCCUCGUGUUUACUUGGCAUCAUUGAUUAUACGCAGUGGCUAUUAUCAAGAAGCAUUCAAAACGAAAUACCACAGCUAGAUCAUAGUUUUUACGGUGAACUGAAGAAACCUUUAGGAGUCUUUUUGGGUAGAGACUCAUCCCCCGACGGCGAAGCAGGAAAGAUCCUUCCGAUCCCCCCCGAGCUGUAUGAAGAUCGCGGAAGGAGAGUACCAUCCCAAACGCCACUAUGUCCUGGGCAGUGGACUUUGAUGAUUGGUCAUGCGCUUCCCCAUAUCCAGCAGGAAGAGCAAUCUUUCGCGCAAGUAACAACACUUCCACCAGCUUUAUACUAUGCUUUCUUGAGUACCGAAGGAAUUUAUUUGAGCAAGGAACAAGAGCAAUAUUCUCAAAGUCGUCUUAUCACAGAAGAUAUUGAUGGGCUUCUCCGCCGACUCGAAGUCGAUACCCCUACGAGGGAGCAGAUUGUAACUCUAUGGCACGAACGACUUGGCAAGCUACGUAUCAAGGAUUAUUGGGGUCCGGAUCUCUCUAAGCUCCUCGAGUGUAGUAUUGAACCAUGCUCCACUGAGGAUGCGGAGUUUCUUCUUGAGUACGCAAUGAAAGGAGUUCAGUCGGAAGGGUCAUAGGUUGUUCAGGGAUUUAAUAUCCGAUGAACCAAUUUGCAUUUCUUCAAACUGUCCUCCUACCCGCGCAGAGAGACACGCAUCUUUGUUUUCUUUUCAACAUAAAAAAGCUUCAUUCUUUGAGAUCUCGGAGCUGAACUUCGACAGAGGGCAUCAACAAGGGAUCUUUAUGGGAAG
Molecule: messenger RNA, 2636 nt
Organism: Hymenoscyphus albidus
Lineage: Eukaryota; Fungi; Ascomycota; Leotiomycetes; Helotiales; Helotiaceae
Source: the annotation of a GenBank genome assembly